Messenger RNA from Petromyzon marinus (sea lamprey), 3381 nucleotides. It is a transcript of the gene PPHLN1, whose product is annotated as periphilin 1. The record is from RefSeq and is a predicted model, not a curated record. Lineage: Eukaryota; Metazoa; Chordata; Hyperoartia; Petromyzontiformes; Petromyzontidae. Gene Ontology annotation, biological process: negative regulation of gene expression, epigenetic; protein localization to heterochromatin; negative regulation of DNA-templated transcription. Gene Ontology annotation, cellular component: nucleoplasm.
UGGUGACGUACGCGAGUGCGCGGCGACGUCAUGACGCACGGCCCGAGCCAAGUGGAGUUGCGGGGGGCACCGCUUUGACGGAGCGAAUUUCGCUGUCCAAGAGAGAGGUGGGGGGCGGGGGGGGUAAUAACGGAGGCGAAAGAGUUUAACACGACAAGCAAUGGCGUGGCAUCCACAUGGCAACAAGAGGAUGAUGCCAAUGGGUCACCACGGUUACAGAGAGAAGACAACAUUUAUGGACCAGGAGCCUCGUUGGCUGGACAACUCUGAUGACAUACCAAUCUAUCAUGAUCGAGGCAUGGAGCGGCGUAGGUCACCCAAAGAAUGGUGCGAAGAAGAUUGGGACGGCCACCGACAGUGGGAGAGACGUUCAGGAAGUCGUGCACCAGAAUACAGUGAGCGAGACCACUACCGCCACCAAAUGCCUCGUGGCAGGCCGUGGGCCAACAACACGCCAUCCAGCGCGAUGCCCUUCGACGCUCGCACUGUGCGCAACGCGGCUCGCGGCGGCAGUGGCGACGACGGCGGCGGUGUGCGAGACCGCAGCUUCUCCCCCCACGAGCGUGGCGAUAACCGGCGCCGCAGCUACUCGCCGAACAACGACUCGUACGAGCCGGAGCCCGGGAGGUGGAUGAGCGGUCGCAGUUACGAGCGGGAGCGGUUGCCCCCGCUGCUGCCCGGGGGCCGCAGCGUCGCUGGUGACAGGCGGUCUGUGUCGCCGCCGCCGCCGCCGCACUUCCAGGGCCGCCCGAGUUUCACGGAAUGGAACGAUGCUCCCGGGAGGUUGAAGCCUGCCAAGCCGGAACCCAAGAGGAGGAGUCCUCUGCUGGCGCAUCCCAAGGCGUACGGGUCGACGUUGCCAGCCGCGGGCCAUGCUGUGGGUGUCUCACCGAAGCCGCACACUGUCACCAGGCAGAGCAAAGGAAAAUCUGCGGAACCGCCGAAAACUAAACUUGGUUUCCGCAGCCCGUCGGCCUCCCCCAAGGUGCUCGAUGCCGCACAGCCACCAACGCAAAGCGGACAGAGCAACUCGAGCCUGGCCGCCGAGGAGGUCGUCUCUUCAGCGGUGACACAGGCGGCGGUGGCGGCGGUUAAGAACGCUUCCCCUAAGCCGUCAGAUUGUACGGAAAGGACGAACCUCGCCGGCAUGGUGGUCGGCGCGGACGCCUGCGUGGGCCUGUCGUUUUCCACCAACGGUGUGCCCAAGGACCACCCGAAUGAGGCGUUCAGCCCUACCUUCCUCCAGAAGUUUGGCCCGAAGGGCGACGAAGACAAGGGACGAGUCAAAUUUGCCGAAAGCAGCGUCGCUGGAAAGCCGCGCGAAGGCAGGCCGGCCACGGACGCUGCGGGCGGUGCUCCUCCGGAGCCGGUGAUAUGGAACUGCGGCAAGCGUUUGGCGGCAGCGGGGGCGAGCGGAGGGAUUCCCUUCCUGUCGUCGGUGCUCCAGGAGCAGCAGCAGCAGCAGCAGCAGGAUUCCCUGAGUUCUCCCGCUGUGCGCGGUGUAGGGAAGCCGCUUUGUCGGGGCGGCUUUGCGGAGAUUUCGCCUUCAUCUGACGAGCCGGCGGCGGCGCGUUUGGAGAAGAAGGCCUCCGUGGGACCGGCGGGGCCUUCGGAUGGCGCGGUUGGCUCGAGCGUGGCCACUCCGCCCGUCGGCAUCGGAGACGCGGAGGCUGCAGCGAUGAGUGUGAAAAAGCCGGAGGGCGAGAAGCACCUGGACACGGUGGACGAAGAGGUGCUCAAGAAGAGGCGUGAAAUCGAGCAGGCGUACCGGGAGGACUGCGAGACGUUCUGCACGGUGGUGAGGAUGCUGGUGGACAAAGACCCGUCGCUGGAGAAUUCCGUGCAGGCCUCGCUGAGGGCCAACAUCGUGGAGAUGGGGCAGCAGUCCCUGGAGCAGCUCCGGAAUUUUGUGGCGAGCCGCAAGCGCUUGCGGAGCAAGGAGCACUCGCCGGCGCUGCCGCAGGUCUGGCCUGCUCCGUAGCGCGUCUGCAACAGCGGCCGCACGCUAAAGGUCCUGCUUUUGCAACGUUCGGUGGUCCGAGGUGUGUCGGUUGAGUAAAGGAAGUGGACUUGGGCACAGGGCGCGUCGUGAUAGUGUUGAACGUUUAUAAUGUGUGCGUGUGUGUGAAAUGAGCGUGUCUAAACUUGGGUUUUGGAAAGCGCUUUGUGUUGGUUAGCAAUAUUGGUUAACCAUUGUCAGUAUUGUUAUUGUUUUUUUUUUUACAAAUCGUGUACAGAUGUCAAUAAGUGCGUGUGAAGUUACGUUUUCUGUAACUGUGAAAUGAUAUAAACCAUCCGGAUACGACUGGUGUGGUGUAACAGUUGUUUCUUCCGGAGUGGAAGUUGGACCAAUGGAACUAUUUUCUUAAUUCCCCCCCCCCCCCCCCCCCCCCACCAUUUUAAUGGAAACACCACAAGGCAAUCGUCAGGAUCUGUGCGGUGGGGUAAACUGUGGGUAUUCCCCGAAUGCUUCUAAGGGUUCUGUCCAGAGUCGAGGCGUUAGUUGGGUUUUUCUGAAGCUCCCUCCAAUGCCGGGGGGCUACUGCACCUUCACCUUUUGCCUUUGCAAACCAUAUUCAGAUGAUCUACAUAUUUCUUACAUUGAGGCUACCGAAACGCAAAUAAAACAAUACCAAUGAGAGUAAAGAGAUGAGAAAAAAUAAAAUGGGACGCAAAACAAAACAUCAUUACUUAAUUGGAAGGCGACCGUGAUUUCGUGACACAAAUUCAACGACUCGAUGUGGGAGAGAUGAAUCGUUACAUCGCUUGAAAAGGAGACUGCAGAGGUUCAACGGGGGGGGGGGGGGGGGGGGGGGUGGAAGUAAGAGCGACGUGGUUUUUUAUGAGCGUGACAUCGUUCUAUUUUUCCUAACACUCAUUCAGUGCGGCGUUGAGUUUUGUUGUCUUACUCUUAUUAUACGGUGGCUUUGUUGCGAGUCCCAUUACCCCCUCCUGGUUCAGUAGGCAAGUGUACCGCAUUGAAAUGUGACACCAGCACACUGCACAUACGUGAAAACACUACCGGCGGUGGCGGGCGGGGGGUGGGCCUGGGCCGGGGCUGGUGAAAUCGGAACCAUCUGGGCUUUAUUUUAACCUAAUUCUCGGGACGGCUGCGAGAUGUUUUUAUUUUAUUUUCUUCUUGUAAUAAAAUGGUGUGUUUUCAAUGUGCCGUUGUGCAUCUGCCUUUUUUAUUUUUUAUUUUCUGCAUGUUAUGUUACAGAGCGUUCCCUUUGUACUAUGUUGGGCAGAAAUGUAAUUAUUUACAAAGUAAACGUGCGUGACGUCACACAUCGGAAUAGCGAAAGCAUCUGUCCGUUUAAACGAGAUUUGUACAUUUUUUGUGUCGUGGAUAUUCUGUAAUAAAAGCAAAUGCACAGUGUC